AUGGUGUCGCCCCAUAUCCGCGUGAUUGGAUCGUUAAACAUUGAUUACACCACUACUACGCCGCGGUUUCCAGGACCAGGUGAAACCCUGACUGCAAAAUCUCUAUCUAUCAGUGCUGGAGGCAAGGGAGCAAAUCAAGCCGUGGCAUGUGGUCGAGCUUCGUACACUAGUACAACAGAACACGAUGUGCAGAUCGAGAUGGUCGGCGCAGUGGGUGCAGAGGAUCCUCAGUAUGCCGCUUUACUCAAGCCAGUUUUGGAGAAGACAGGAAUUGAUUGCAGCGGUAUCCGAGAAGUAGAAAGGUCACAGACUGGCACUGCAACGAUUAUUGUGGAUGCAUCGAAGGAUGGGGAGAACAGAAUCCUGGUUGUGCCGGGGGCGAACUACGAUGGCAUGAACGAUGUGGAGGACGUGCUGGAACGAGCCUUGAAGGAACCAUUACCUGAAGUUUUCGUCUUGCAGGGGGAAAUACCGGCAGAAACCACGUUUGCAUUGCUAAAGGCUAUUUCUGACACAGCAGAGAAGACUGGAAAGUUGGUCGAAAUCGUGUUCAACCCGGCGCCGGUUUAUCCAGAGGGCAUACCCCUGGACUGCAUGAAAUGUGUCACACAUCUGAUUGUCAACGAGACAGAGAUGGGCCAAUUGGCUGUUGAUGCAGGCGACCAAUAUGUGGCAGCGAACACGGAAGAAGAGAAGAGAGCUGCUCUGGUCAUGGCGGCAGAGGUCUUUCAUCGAAGAAUGGUCCGCAACGUCAUAGUCACAAGAGGAGCCGAGGGUGUUUUUGGCAGCACGCCUGCUGGUCCAUUCCACCUUGAGGCCGCCAAAGUCACCAAGGUGACUGAUACAACAGCUGCUGGAGAUACGUUCGUGGGCUACUACGCUGUCGUACUGGCAAGACAAAAGAAGGAGGGGGGAAAGGGAGCCUCACAAGAUGCUCUAAACGAGGCGUGUCGCCAGGCCACAUUGGCCGCGGCAAAGUGUGUGGUAAGAGAAGGGGCUAUUGAGAGCAUUCCCUGGGGAUAUGAGAUGGAGGAACGUAGCAAGACGUGA
Molecule: messenger RNA, 1050 nt
Organism: Endocarpon pusillum Z07020
Lineage: Eukaryota; Fungi; Ascomycota; Eurotiomycetes; Verrucariales; Verrucariaceae
Exons: 1
Coding region: 1-1050 (349 amino acids)
Biological process (GO): D-ribose metabolic process
Molecular function (GO): ribokinase activity
Source: RefSeq, a predicted model, not a curated record